This is a messenger RNA of Penicillium verhagenii, 7230 nucleotides long. RefSeq names its product type I polyketide synthase. Gene Ontology annotation, molecular function: oxidoreductase activity; phosphopantetheine binding; fatty acid synthase activity. Gene Ontology annotation, biological process: fatty acid biosynthetic process; secondary metabolite biosynthetic process. The record is from RefSeq and is a predicted model, not a curated record. The transcript has 6 exons. NCBI's taxonomy places the organism in Eukaryota, Fungi, Ascomycota, Eurotiomycetes, Eurotiales, Aspergillaceae. The coding region runs from base 1 to 7230 and encodes 2409 amino acids.
AUGACACAAACACAAUUCCGCCAGGAGCCUGUUGCCGUGAUUGGCUUCGCCUGCCGGCUUCCAGGCGAGAACAAUAGCCCUCAAGAGCUCUGGGAUUUCUUAGAACGAGGGGGCAUUGCAUCGAAUAACGUGCCCAAGACGCGUUUCAAUAUCGAUGGCCACUACGAUGGGUCCCAUAAGCCCGGGACCAUGCGACCGAAGGGAGGUAUGUUUAUCGGGAGCCAUGAUAUGGCUGACUUUGACGCCUCGUUUUUUGAAAUCGGGGGCACGGAGGCCGUUGCCAUGGACCCAAACCAGCGUCAAAUGUUGGAGGUGGUGUAUGAAGGACUGGAGAAUGCAGGAAUCCCACUAGAGAAGAUUGAUGGACAACCAGUCGGCUGUUAUGUGGCCUCCUACGCUUCUGAUUAUGGCGACAUGCAGAACCGGGAUGCAGAGGACCGACCAGCCAACUGCGCCAUCGGGGUGGGUCGUUCAAUCAUGGCCAACCGGCUAAGCUACUUUCUGAAUGUUAAAGGCCCUAGUAUCACCAUAGAUACUGCUUGUUCCGGCAGCCUGGUGGGCCUGGACCUGGCAUGUCGCUCUGUACAGUCUGGUGAGGUCAGCACUGCGAUUGUGGCCGCCAGUAACCUGUACCUGAACCCGGACCAUGUCAUGGAUGCCGGAAAUGUUGGCCAGGCGCAUUCCCCAACGGCACUCUGUCAUACAUUUGACGCCGAUGCAGACGGUUACGUCAAAGCUGAAGCUGUCAGCUGUGUAAUUGUGAAGAACCUGUCGGCUGCAAUUCGUGACCGUGAUCCCAUCCGCGGGAUCGUGAGAGGAACCGCUUCGAACAGCAACGGGCGAACGGGAGGCAUUGCAAGUCCCAGUCACGAAGCCCAAGCUGCCGCCAUUCGUUCGGCGUAUGCUAACGCCGGAAUCACCAGCCUCCACGAAACCGCAUAUCUCGAAUGCCACGGUACGGGUACGCAGGCGGGUGAUCCGACGGAGGUUCGAGGCGCUGGGUCAGUGUUUGCAGCUACACGUGUAGGCGAUAACCCGCUACUCAUCGGCUCCAUUAAGAGUAACAUUGGUCACUCUGAACCUGCGGCGGGCAACUCAGGCCUGCUUAAGGUCAUUAUGUCCAUGGAGAAAGGCGUGAUUCCCGGAACGCCUCUCUUCAUCAAGCCAAGCACCAAGAUUGACUUCAAAGGCUGCAAGGUCCAGGCUUUUCGCACUGCCGUCCCCUGGCCUGACCAAGGUUAUUCUUUACGUCGUGCCAGUAUCAACUCCUUCGGCUACGGGGGCUCCAACGCGCAUGCGAUCGUCGAGCAAGCAAGCUUGGAUGUACGGAGCUUCUAUCGGUCUUCGUAUGCCCCGGAAAUCGAAGACGAGGAUUAUGACGAGGAGAAGCACUGUCAGGAUGAUGACGAGAUUAGCGAUCGACCAUACACGCUUGUUGUGUCCGCCAAUGACGCGCAAUCGCUCCGCGAGAAUAUUCGUAGGCUCACUCGGCAUCUGGUCAAUCCACGCGUGCGGAUCAACCUGGCGGAUCUGGCAGCAACCCUCUCACAGAGACGAUCCCGGCUGUGGCAUCGGGCCUUUCUGACUACCCGCUCGACGGAGAUCGAGGAGAAGGACUUCGUGGUGGGUAAGAAUCGUGGCCAGGCGCCUAAGAUCGCCUUUGUGUUUACUGGUCAAGGCGCACAGUGGCCGCAGAUGGGCAAGGAACUGCUGCAAUUCUUCCCUUGGACGCGGGCGAUCCUGGAGGAACUCGACGCGGCGCUGCAGUCGCAGCCGGAUCCCCCCAAGUGGUCGCUCGUCGCUGAGUUGACGGAACCACGUUCUGGGGAGCAUCUCCGCCAGCCAGAGUAUUCGCAGCCACUUGUCACUGCGCUCCAACUAUGUAUCUUUGCCGUGCUGGAGACGUGGGGCGUCUGCCCGUCCAGUGUGGUGGGCCACUCGUCCGGGGAGAUAGCCGCGGCCUAUGCGGCGGGCUAUCUUGACAGGGCUAGUGCCAUCAAGGCUGCAUUCUACCGUGGUCGGGCGGCCUUGAACUGUAAGAGCCAGGGAAGGGUAGAUUCGAAUGUCGGGAUGCUGGCCAUUGGUCUCGGCUCUGAUGCGACACUGGAGUAUCUGGAUAAGUACAAGGGAAGCGCGUGGAUUGCGUGCUUCAAUAGCCCCAGCAGUGUGACGGUUUCAGGAGAGCGAUCGACGCUAAACGCCCUUGCAGAGGAUAUCAAGGCGCAGGGUCAUUUUGCUCGCGCGUUGCAAGUGGACCUGGCGUACCACUCGGAGCUUAUGGGCCCCAUCGGGGAAGAUUACUUCACCCUGCUCCAGGAUGACGUCCAGUUCAAGCCGCUACAGGUUGAUGAUACCAAAAGACCACUGAUGUUCUCUUCUGUCACGGGAUCGCUCAAGGAAACAACCACAGAUGUUCUCUACUGGAAGACUAACAUGGUUUCUCCGGUUCGGUUCAGUGAAGCCUUAACGGAGCUCGUGAAUACAGACGCUCCCACCAUGAUCAUUGAGAUUGGCCCCUCGGGGGCGUUGGCUGGGCCCACUUUACAAGUGCUGAAAGCUCUGCCCAAUAGCGGGGACAUUCAAUAUUGCGCUGCCUGGGCCCGCGGCGCAAGCUCAGGGAAAGCCCUGUUCGAUGUGGCCGGACAUCUCUUCGCCAUUGGCGCUCCAAUUGAUUUCGCGCAGGUCAACGAAUAUAUUGCAACAGAAGUGCGGACUUUAGUUGAUCUGCCUAACUACUCAUGGAAUCAUUCGAUUAAAUACUGGCAUGAAAACACAGCCAGCCACGACUGGCGGUACAAGCCAUUCAUUACGCAUGACCUGCUGGGGUCCAAAAUUCCGGGCACGGCGUGGGAGUCACCCACUUGGCGCAAGCACCUCAAAUUGGCCGAUGUGCCCUGGCUGCGAGACCACAAGAUGGGCCCAGAUGUGCUGAUUCCGGGUGCAGGACUGGCUACCAUGGCACUAGAGGCCAUGUAUCAAAAAUACUGCGCGCUGAACCCAGAAAAUGCCGUUGCAUCACCCAACGAGCUGGCAUAUCGGUUCCGCAACGUCAAAUUCGAGCGUGCGGUUGUUGUCGAGGAGAGUAAGUCCACCACGAUUCUCCUGUCCCUGAUGAACAUGCCUGGCAGCCAUGACUGGCAUGAAUUUCGCAUUCGCACAACAGCUGCAGGUGUGAUUUACGAGCACUGCUCCGGAUUUAUUCGCAUCCAGGACCCCAUUGAUGACGAUGAAGCACUCGAUCAGAAACAGCUCGCACCAAUCGAGAACCGGCAAUCGGCGCAGUUGUGGUACAAGACACAGCAGGAGGUGGGGAUGGGAUUUGGUCCAAGCUUCCAGACUAUCAAGAGCAUCGAGUCCGUCAGUGGGAGUCGCACCUGUCGGACAAUUGUCUCGCUCGAGCCCCCCGCAUCCAAAUGGGAUCCUCAGUCUUACUACCCAUUCCAUCCAGCGAUUCUGGAUGGAUGUCUUCAGACCGCGACGCCAGCGAAUGCCGCUGGGGAGCGAAGCUUGGUCAAAGAUACCAUGAUCCCCGCGCUCGUGGAUGAUAUGAUCAUCAACAAGGUCCCCCGAGAGCUCGUAGAGGGCUUGUCGGUCGCCGAAUCACUUUACACUGGUCGUGGGCGUCGCGAUGUGGCCAAGAGCUGGACCGCCAACAUUUCCAUCUACCAUCCGCAGACCGGUGCCCUACUGCUGCGUGUGCGGGGACUCAACUAUAUCCGUCUGGAUGUGGAUGAAAAGCCAGAUUUUCAUGUGUUCAGCACGCCGAUCUGGAAGCCUGAUAUCUCGCUCCUCACGCAGGACCAACUCAUGUACCUCACGCCAUCGAGUCCGGGCUCGAGCCGACUUGAUAUGGUUCUGGACCUGGUGGCACAGAAGGUGCCUACCCUCCAGGUACUGGAAGUCAGCAUGGACGAAACUGAUAAGUCCUCGUUAUGGCUACAGAGGCGCGACAAGCAAGCACGAUCUGCUUAUAGGCUCUACCACCUGGCAUCUCCCAGUGCGACCAGCGUCGCAAAUCUCAAUUCCACCCAUGAGUCCAAACCCAAUACCGAAUUUCAUCUGUUGGAUUUUUCCAAGGACAGACUUGGGCUCACCAAUAACCAUGGAUUGUACGACCUUUUGAUAUUCAAGGCCGCGGCGGAAAAAGACGUUGUCACCAGCUCGGCGAGUAUUUUAGAGCGCCUGAAGAUUCUGUUAACGCCGGCGGCUUUUGUUCUGGUGAUCACACCGACAAAUUCAAUUGAAGCUCGAAGCGAUGACCUUCUCGAGGACGAGCUGAAUAGUGACAUAAACGUGGUCCCGCUUGAAGAAUCAUCCCCCAGCUCUGGCUCAUUGACACCGUCCGACGAGUCCUCAUUCACCUCAUUAGGCUCCGUGAAUGGAAAGUCCUCUAUGGCCAAAUGGACGGGACUUCGAAAGCUGGAAGGACUUUCGCAAUUCGGCCAGGUGCUUCGAAUCACCCCCGAUCCCGGCCACCAUGCUGACGCUCAUCUCUGGAGACCCCUGAUCAACAUUUCACAGUCAGCUAGCCCGCGCCACAAGCAACUCAUUGUUGCUCGUUUCCAUGCUGAUUCGCCCACUCUGUCAUCGACGCUCAAAGCCCUACUUAAGCCAUCGGGCUGGUCUAUCCGGACUGUACCCAUCACAAAGCUUGCUACUGAGGCAAAGAAUAGCGACACUUCCCAGUCGGUUGUGGUGGUGAUGGAUGAACUAUUCAAGCCCGUACUGACGCAGAUCAGCGAAUCCCAAUGGGAGGCGCUCAAAAUGGUUAUCAGCACCGGCCAGCCCCUGCUCUGGGUCACCAAAGGGGGACAGACCUCAAAGGUGUCAGAUCCCGAUAAUGCGUUGGUGCACGGUCUCUUUCGUGUAGUUCGUCGCGAGGAUCCACAGGCCAACCUCACCACACUCGAUGUGCAGUCUGCGACCAGUCCCGCUACAAGUGAGGCGAUUUAUACGCUGCUCCAGCGGGUUCUUGAUGGGACACAUGGCGAAACCGAGUACGCUGAACGGGACGGCAUCCUUCUGAUGCAACGCCUGAUACCAGAUCGCGCCAUUAACGAAUUCAAGGCGGCCGAAGACGGCAAGGUGUCUGAGCCGGUAGUCAGAUCGCUCCACGAGACCGCGGCGCAGGUGCGUCUCCAGGCUGAGAAGGUCGGCACGUUGCAAAGUCUGACUUGGUGUGAAACGGCGGUUGGCGAGGUGCCGAUGGAACCGGGGAUGGUGGAGAUUGAGGUCAUGGCCGUGGGUGUCAACUUCAAGGUAAGGCCUAACUUUUCAUCCAACUGUGAUAGAGUGGCUGCCAUGCGAAGUGGCACGUAUGCAAAUCGCGUACAGUGUCCAUUUGAACGCGUCCAUCGCAUUCCCGACUCGAUGAGCUAUGACGAGGCGUCAACAAUCCCGCUAGUCUAUUUGACAGCCAUUUACUCUCUAUACCAUCUGGGCAACCUUCAAGCAGGCCAGUCCGUGUUGAUUCACUCCGCAGCCGGUGGCGUGGGCUUAGCCGCCAUUCAGCUGGCGCAGCACAAGAAGUGCGAUGUAUUUGUCACCGUCGGCACUGAAGCGAAGCGUCAAUUUCUGGCGCGCACGUUCAAUAUACCCGAGAAUCGUAUGUUCAGCUCCCGUAGUACACGAUUCGCUGAAGAGAUUCGCCGCGAGACAGACGGCCGCGGCGUGGACGUCAUUCUGAACUCCCUGACCGGUGAGCUCCUCGACGAAUCCUGGCGGUUGACUGCCGAUGGAGGAAUCAUGGUGGAGAUUGGCAAGAGGGAUAUCGUCGACCGCAACAGCCUGGCCAUGGAGCCCUUUGACCGCAAUUGCUCUUUCCGUGCUGUCGAUUUGUCCUACACCCGCGAGAUUACGAACGAGUUGAUUGGGAAUCUUCUGGGCGAAAUAUUCGACCUGAUAAACGGUGGUCAUGUUGGGCCAAUCAAUCCCAUCACCCGUUACCCAUUUGAAGAGGUUAUUCCCGCACUGUCUUAUAUGCGCAGUGGCAAACACAUGGGCAAGAUCGUCAUCUCUGGUCCUACGGAGGGAACAGAUUUGAAAUUGCCAAUUCGGCCGGCCGUCCCGACGCUACGACUAGAUCCCGCAGCCGCAUACCUCAUUGUGGGGGGACUCCGUGGUCUGUGUGGCAGCUUGGCUGUGUAUUUAGCUCGACAAGGCGCCCGUUGCAUCAUCUCAAUCAGCCGGAGCGGCAUCCAGGAUCCGGCCUCCGCCCGCGCGCAUACCAACUGCGCUGCGUAUGGAUGCGAGAUCGUCGAGGCCAAGGGCGAUGUUGCAGAUUUGGAUUUUGUGCAAAAGGUUUUCCGGUCCAUCCAACCUCGGCGAGUCGCAGGCUUAAUACAAGGUGCUAUGGUUCUCCGGGACAAGCCCUACGAGACAAUGACCCACGACGACUACAUCACCUCCAUCCACGCCAAGAUAGCCGGCACCUGGAACCUGCACCUCGCAGCCCAGCAAGAACAACCUCAACCCCUGGACUUCUUCACAAUGCUCUCCAGCAUCUCCAGCGUCGUCGGCAACAAAGGCCAGGCCAAUUAUGCAGCAGGCAAUGCCUUCCUCGACGCCUUCGCCAGCUACCGUAACGCUGGCGGUCUGCGCGCAAACACCAUCAAUCUCGGCCUAAUCGAGGACGUGGGAUACGUGGCGGAGCAAGGUGGAAAUCUCGAGGCGCGCUUCGAUCGCAGCCAGUGGGUUCCCAUCAAUGAAGGCAUGCUCCGCCGCAUUCUCUCCUACUCCAUCCUUCAACAGCAACGGAGCAUUCGCGGCAGUCUCAACAGUGCCCAGCUGAUCACUGGCCUGGCCUACCCGCUUGUCGCGAACAGCAGUGCUGAAUUGAAGGAAGAAGCGCGUUUUGGCUUUUUCUUCAGCAACCACAGCAUCGGCAGCGGUGGUGGGAACAACGACAAUGGGGGACAGGAUGAUCCCACGGCCGGGGCGAUCAAGGCUUUACACCUGCUACACGCGUCUCAAGCAGAUAUAACGGCCCUCAGUAAGGCGGCCUUGGGGUUGCUGCAGAUGCAACUGAUCAAGAUCUUACGGCUGGAAGCGGAGAUGGAGCCUGGUAAGCCGCUCAUGGCGUACGGUUUGGACUCGCUGUCCGCAGUGGAGCUGCGGGGGUGGGUUCGCCAGAAGACCGGGGCCGAGUUAAGUACCCUCGAUAUCACGAAUGCGAGCUCUUUGACAGCACUAAGCGACAAAUUGGUGUCAAAGUUGCCGCCUGUGAAAUAG